CGUAAGAAAGAAAGGAACAUGGAAGGGACUGAGAGCGGGUUGCUGGAAUGCGCGCCGAUUUGCCGCCGCAGAUAGUGCUGGGAGGCCGAGUCGCUCGCUACACCUGCGCUCGCCGGAACCAAUGUGCCACGAUUUUCCCAAUCAAGUGCUGUGGAUUUUGAGUUUAAACUGUGGACCUACGACAGGAUCUUCUGGAGGGGAAUUCAUCACCCAAGUCUGAGCCGAAAGGAAUGGGCAACUCGUUGAUCGUCGGGGUCGUCCACUGAGCAUGACCCCGGAAAAUGCCAGCUGGGCCGGUCUGGCGGCGGGGUCGCCGCUGGUGCUGGUGGGUCUUAGCUGGGCCGUGCUGAUCCUGCACGCGCACCGGCCCCUGUGGCGCGCCGUCGACGUCUUCCUGGCCGCGCUGCUGGGCCAGGGCUGCGUCAGGCAAUUGUUGAUUCUGUACGUGGCGCUGCUGCAGCUGCUGGGGGCGCCGCGGGCCGCCAGCGGCGUCGCCUGCUCCACGGCCGUGUGGGCUGUGACGGCGCUGCACGCUCUGCACGCCGCCACCCUGGCGUCGCUGGUGCUGGACCGCGCCCUGAGCGUCCGCUGGCCCAGCAGGUACCGCCGCCACCCUCGCAGGGACCACGUGCGUUACCACGUGUGCGUCCUGGCGGUCAUCGCGGGCUUCGUCGGCCUGGCGGCCAUGUUCGCGCGGCCGGCGUUCACCAACUUCCGCGGAGACGCGUGCGCCUUCCUGCCGCACCAGCUGGAGCCGCGUUUCGCCCUGUUUUCGGCGUCGCUUCACGGCGUCCUGGCGGUGGCCACAGUCGUCGGCGCCUUGGUCGUCGAAAUCCGCCGCCACAGCCGCCUGCAGCGCUCCACCUCGGACCUGCGCGUCCUGGCCCAGUCCGACACGGGCACCGCCUCCACGCAGUCGGGCCGUUCGGACGCGCGUCAGCCCUUCGGCGGCCCCAAUACUGGCGAGACGCUGCACCGCUUCAACAGCGACACCGAGGGCAGCAUGCUGAGCAAGAUGUACGGCAGCUCGUUGCUGCUGACGCCGCCGUGCCACGCGUGGCCCAACCGCACCACCUCGCUCCCGGAGAGACUGCGUUGGUCAACGGUGCUGUCCGUCCUUGCGCUCUGCUAUCUCGUGCAUCACCUGCCGCUCUUGGCUAUGACGAUCGUUGGUAGUUGGGAGCCGACGCUGCUGCCACCGUGGCCGUUGGACAGUUUGGCCCUUUGGGCAGGACUCGCCCAAGACUGCCUCUUACCGUUGGUGCUGAUUUUGAGCGACGCCAAUUUCGGCCCUUGGGUGAGGAAAAUUUACCAGAGGCCGGGCACCCAGCUGAAGGUGCCACCACCGUUAUACCCGGGCCUCAUGAGCGACCUGAAGCCCGGCCCAGGACGCUACCUUUCGCCCGAUCCCGUGGACAAGAGGCUUUCCCUUAGCAACGGAUCGCUUUUCCCUGGUGGAUCAGGACCGAUUUUGAAUAAUUACCAGCACGGCAGAGGUGUCACAAGGUACAGCCGUGCAACUUGCAUGGGUCUGGCGGCGCGCGAAAUCCGCGGCUACUUGUCACACGCGAGUGCAGACAACCUAAAUAGCCUGGUUGCCGGCCCGAAACCGGCCGUGGCGUCCAACACGUGGGUCCAGCCCGGCCCGACGGUGAUGCCCAACAACGUUAUUAAGGUGCAGAGCAACAACCGCAAAGCCCACAAAGCCACGUCGACGGCGUGCGACUCGGAGAGCGACGCCGACUUCAUCGAGCCGAUCUACGCCAGCCUGAGCGACGAAAUCGGCACCAUGUCCAGUCUGGGGGACGCGGCGUCCCGGUGCUGCAGCGUCACCACUGCAGCUAACAACGACUUCAUUUUCCACAAAGGCCCCACGCAGAAAAAGCAGCACAACCAGCAGCAGCCGCAGCAACAGCAGCAGGCGCCGCCGUCGGAGAGUUCCGAGGAUGAAAUCGAGGUGAAAAAAGUCAACCUGGAGCCGCGAAAGCAUCGAGUCAGGCAACGAUACUACCACAGCAGCCAGUUGAGGGCGUUAGACUCGAGUUCUGAUGAGGAUGUCAAAGUUAAGCAGCUUUCAGACGAGGAGAAUAGUAAGAGGAUCAGCAUUUACAAUGGGAAUAACAAAAAGAGGAAGGCGCACAGAAAAGUCGCCCGCAGGCGGAGUCACGUGAAAAAGCUGCCCUCGUCCUUUUCAAUGAAUGACCUGGACCAAAUCGAGACCGCGGUCGACUCGUCCAACGACCUCGAGGUGGUCUUUGAACUGCCCGUGAAGAGCGAGAGCAUCCUCAGUCUGUACCGUCUGCACUUCGCAGAAAUGAAUUCGCCAGUUUUGAACAAGCGAGAGAGUUUCAACCGCAAGUCUUCCUUCAGCCACCGAAGCCCUGUGCCUGUGAAGAGGUCUUACAGCAACAGGCAACAAGUGCCAGCAGACAAGCAGCCGCUCGGCACCGUGCUGUCCAUGGACAGCUUGCACUCGGCGCUGACCAGAAACUUCUCGUAUCUGGACAGCGGAGAGCUGUGCCGACACGGCAAAAUGUCACAUCCAGACUUGCAGCGCACUUUUGUGUCCGACUACAUCUAGAGUCUUGAAAAGACAAGUCCAGUUGUUGCAUUCUUGCUCAAUUAAUACGUAAAUUUUCAAUCAAAAUUUAGUAUCGUUGGGCGGAGAAUCUAUAUUUGAAAUAUCACGGCGCUUUAUUAUUUAUGCCUUGCAAGGAGAGCCCACCUAUUAAUACGAAAAAUUGAUUUUUUUUUCUCACUUCCAUCCAACAGAGUUUGAAGUUAAAUGAAAAUUUGGCACAGCAAUAUUCUCAGUUUAUGAAAUAGACAAAAUAAAGAGGCUUGAUUUUAUGAAAAUUAUAUCAGAAAAUAUUAAUAUAACAUUUCAACUCGCGAUUUUCUUAGAAUCCUUUUUUAUGGAAAAUUUUGAAAAAUCACAAACUUUUACAAAAUAACGGAUUAUUUGAUUCAUCUUGCUGAGCAAAUUAAAAAAAAUAUAAGUUUAUUGAAAUCCAAUCACUUUUCAAGAAAUAAUGGCAGUUUGGAAUUUGUUAAAAAUUUUCCUGAUAUUACAAACCAUAAGUAACCGGAGCCAUUCCUUUGGCAAAUUGUCAAGAACCAUCGAUUUAUAGCGAAAAACCUAAAUUUUUGGAUUAAGAGGUGCGCUCCCCUUGUUAAUAAACCUUUUGCGUGGACACUGAGAAAAUGUAAUUUAAAUUUAGCCCCUACUAAAACAUAAUGAAUCCAAAUGAGCCAAAGAGAGUAUGCCACAUCAAUGAAAUAACUGCAGAAAAUAUAGUGUGUUUGAGGAAAAUAAAGAAAACAUUUAUGGAUGCCAAGUAAAAUAUGUAAAUAUAUUAUUAAGACAUUUGAUGUACUCUUUUUGUGCAGGAAGGCAUUAUAAAUGUUGCCAAUUAAUCAUGUAUAGUAUCGAGUAGUGCAUUAACAUUGUACCUAUUUGAAUAAAAUUUAAUAAGUAUAAACAUAA
Molecule: messenger RNA, 3487 nt
Organism: Cloeon dipterum
Lineage: Eukaryota; Metazoa; Arthropoda; Insecta; Ephemeroptera; Baetidae
Exons: 5
Coding region: 269-2581 (770 amino acids)
Source: RefSeq, a predicted model, not a curated record